This is a messenger RNA of Ixodes scapularis (black-legged tick), 2419 nucleotides long. RefSeq names its product DNA mismatch repair protein Mlh1 (gene Mlh1). The record is from RefSeq and is a predicted model, not a curated record. Gene Ontology annotation, biological process: mismatch repair. Bases 291 to 2297 code for a protein of 668 amino acids. Gene Ontology annotation, molecular function: ATP binding; ATP-dependent DNA damage sensor activity; mismatched DNA binding. Gene Ontology annotation, cellular component: MutLalpha complex. Lineage: Eukaryota; Metazoa; Arthropoda; Arachnida; Ixodida; Ixodidae. The transcript has a single exon.
AAUUAUCUUUCAAUGUUCAAAAUAUAUGGAACAGUAUGAUACUUUUUAUUAGGUUUUAAAGCAAACAAUGAGUUACGAAGGGUUAUAAAGGUUACGAGGGUCGCUGACUCUCAACUCGAAAAACUACGUAUGUGUGGUAUGCGGGUACAAGUGGUACAAGUCGAACGGGCUCUGGAAAAUUCCAAAACAAACCCAAAGUGCGCGGGAAAAUAGUGGCGGCGGGAACUUGGGUACCCGUUUGCUUUUAUAACGCGAGUACGUGUCUUUCCUGAAGUUGUUUCAACCCCGCGAUGGCUGCGACGGUGGAGCCAGCGAAGAUUCGGCGCUUGGACGAGACCGUCACGAACCGAAUAGCCGCAGGUGAGGUCAUACAACGACCGGCGAACGCGCUGAAAGAGAUGCUGGAGAACAGCAUCGACGCACGAGCUACUAACAUCCAGGUCGUGGCGAAGGCCGGCGGUCUCAAACUGCUCCAGAUACAAGACAAUGGUUGCGGCAUCCGCAAGGAAGACCUAGACAUCGUUUGCGAACGCUUCACUACGAGCAAGCUGGUCAAAUUCGAAGACUUGGCCACCAUCUCGACGUACGGGUUCAGGGGCGAAGCGCUCGCAAGCAUCAGCUACGUCGCGCACGUCACCAUAACCACGAAGACUGCAGAUUCCCAGUGUGCUUUCAAGGUGUCGUACCGCAGCGGCAAGCCCACCGGACCGCCCAAGCCGUGCGCCGGAAACCAGGGCACGCAGAUCGUCGUCGAAGACCUGUUCUACAACGUUCCGACUCGCAAGAACGCCUUCAAGAGCCCCGCGGAGGAGUAUGGCCGCCUUGUGGACGUUGUGAGUCGGUACGCCGUCCACAACGCGGGCGUCGGGUUCUCGAUCAAGAAAGCUGAAGAGUCGGCGACGGACGUGCGGACUACGGUGGACGACGACACGCUGCAGAGCAUCGCUACGAUCUACGGCAAGACGGUCAGUCGGGACCUCCUGCCGGUCGAGUGCGACAACCCGGACCUCAAGUUCCGACUCAAGGGAUUCGUGUCGAACGCCAACUGUUCGUACAAAAAGUGCACUCUACUUUUGUUCAUCAAUCACCGCCUCGUCGAGAGCAGUUCGCUCCGGAAGGCCAUAGAGUCCAUCUACGCUUCAUACCUGCCGAAAAACGCGCACCCCUGGCUCUACCUGUCGCUGGAGAUCCACCCGGCCAACGUGGACGUCAACGUGCAUCCGACCAAGAAAGAAGUCCACUUUCUGCAUGAGGACCUGAUCCUCGAAGCCGUCCAGAAAGCCGUAGACGGUGCCCUGCUUGCGUGCAAUUCGUCCAGGACGUACCUCACGCAGAGCCGUCUGCCGCAGAUCAACGUUACCAGCAAGGCAUCUGUCGCCGCCAAGAAAGCAGACGUAUCGGCACCGGUUGUGGACGAGCGCCAUCUUGUGCGCACCGACUCCCACCUCCAGAAGUUGGACACCUUCCUCACAACCGCCAGGCCCUCCACUUCUGCAUUGGGCACUCCAGAGAACGCCACUAGCAGCCAGUCAAAGGUUGCGGAAGAACAGCCACGCAUCAAGCUGCAGAGCGUGCAGGCACUAUGGAACCAGGUCAUGGCCAAGAGUCACCAGGGACUGCAUGACCUGUUCCGCAACCACACCUUUGUAGGCUGUGUCAACCAGCGCUUCUCCCUGGUCCAGCACCAGACAGAGCUCUACCUGGUCAACACACGGAAGGUCACUGAAGAGCUCUUCUACCAGAUCAUGCUGAAGAACUUCGGGAACUUUUCGGCGUUCAAGUUGUCUGAGCCAGCCCCCACCUACGACCUCGCAAUGCACGCACUCGACAUGGAGGAAUGUGGCUGGACAGAAGCAGACGGACCCAAGGAGGAAAUGGCACGAUACAUGGAGACCUUCCUCACAUCCAAGUCUGAGAUGCUGGACGACUACUUUUCGAUGGAGAUUGGAGCGUCCGGGGAGAUCCUAUCCAUACCGGUUCUUCUGGAUGGUCACACCCCUCCUGUAGAGGGGUUACCUAUGUAUGUUCUUCGCCUUGCGACGGAAGUCGAAUGGGAUUCAGAGAAGGAGUGCUUUGACACCUUCUGCAGGGAGACAGCAAGGUUCUAUGCUGGCCCACGCUGCGACGAGGGCACGGAACAAGAAGUUCGCGAGGGACAUUGGAAGUGGGUGACGGAACAUGUUGUCUUCCCGGCCAUCAGGUCGAGUUUGAGGUUGCCCGAGGAGUUCGCAGAGAACUCGUGUGUUCUUCAGGUGGCUAGCUUGCCAAACUUGUACAAGGUUUUCGAGAGGUGUUGAUGCGACCACCCACAUGCAGCUUGGUGGCAUCAGGAUGUCACUGUACAGAGUUCUGUUCUCAUAGCAAUCUCUUGUGUAAAGAUGCACUUUUGUGUGAAGUAUAAAGAGAACUAAUUAACUUG